GUUUGAUCUUUGAGCGUGGCUUGCAAGUAAUAUAACAUAGUUCUUCCUUUGUUUAGUCAAAUAAUACAAUGAAAAUAGCUGUUGAGGGAUGUGCCCAUGGAGAACUGGAUAAAAUUUACGAAUGCAUUGAAACUUUACAAGAACGGGAGUGCAUAAAGAUUGAUUUAUUAAUUUGCUGCGGAGACUUUCAAUCUGUUCGCAAUAACAAUGAUCUUAGAGCAAUGGCGGUGCCGGAGAAGUAUCAACACAUAUGCACUUUUUACAAGUAUUAUAGUGGUGAGAAGUUAGCACCAGUGUUAACAGUUUUUAUUGGUGGGAACCAUGAAGCUUCAAAUUAUUUACAAGAAUUGCCUUAUGGAGGGUGGGUGGCACCAAACAUUUAUUAUAUAGGCAGAGCUGGUGUUAUUAAGUUUGGCAAUUUACGGAUUGGAGGUUUAUCAGGAAUUUACAAAGGACAUGAUUAUUUGCAUGGACUUUGGGAGUGUUCACCUUACACACACAGUUCACUAAGAUCAGUUUAUCACAUAAGAUCAUUGGAUGUAUACAGAUUAAGUCAGGUGAAAGAGAAAAUACAUGUAAUGUUAUCACAUGACUGGCCCAGAGGUAUAGCUAACUAUGGGGAUAAGGAAAACUUGUUGAGAAGAAAACCUUUUCUACGAGAAGACAUUGAAAGCAACAGACUUGGAAGUCCCCCAGCAGAAACACUCUUACAGAACCUCAAACCACAUUAUUGGUUUGCUGCUCACUUGCAUUGUCAAUUUGCUGCCCUGGUUAAACAUGAAAAUGAUGAAGAAACAAAGUUCUUGGCUCUAGACAAAUGUUUGCCAAAGAGGAGACAUCUGCAAAUAUUGGACUUGCCUUCGGAAUAUGAUGGUGAUAAGCAGUUAAAAUAUGACACCGAGUGGUUGGCUGUAUUAAAAAAUACAAACCAUCUUUUAUCUGUGAAAAAUAUUGACUGUCACAUGCCUGGACCAGGUGGUAAUGAAAGGUAUGACUUUACUCCAACUACACAAGAAAAAGAUAGCAUAGAAAAUUUGUUAUCUAAUAUAAGAAUAGGCAGUGAAAAGUUUGUUAGAACUGCUCCUGUUUAUAAGACUGGAACCCCAAAAUGCUUACCCAGCGAACCUCUUUUGAAUCCACAAACAACAUAUCUUUGUGAAAAAUUAGGAAUUGAUGACCCCAUACAAGUUAUUAUGGCCAGGUCUGGACGAACAAUGAGGCAAUUAUGUUUGGAAGAAAAUAAUGAGCCUCAAGUUGAAAAAACACCAAUCAAAUGCACAAAGCUUGUGCUUCCAGCUCCCAUUACCCCUAGUGAAAAUGAAAGUCAAGAUUUAUCACAAGAAUAUACCAAUUUUACACCUGAGAACAGUUUUCAGUCUGAUGCCACCAACACUACUUCAGAGUGUAUAACACCACCUAGUGUAACAAAAAAAGUUUUUAAAAGACGUAAUUUAGCAAUAUACACCCCUGAGCAAAAUGAGCACUGUGAUGUAAGCAAUACAACUGAUUCUGCUAUCGACGCUAGUAGUCCCCGGUCAAGUAAAUUUCAUCGAAGUAAUGAAUUAGAUUAAACAGUAAUUGCAAAUUUAUACGCAGGAGUUAUUUAUAAUGUAUAUCAAGUAGUUAGCCCAAUUUGUUGUAAGUAGAUCAUGAUUAUUAUAGAUCAAAAGUCAGUGCAAAUAUUUUUAUAUAAUUAUUCUAGUUGAUAUUUAAUUGAAACAAUUAAGCAAUAAUUAACAAUUUUUCUACAGAUUAGAUAUAGAAAAUGUGUAAAAUUUUAUUUAAAACUAAAAAAAACAAAAUCUACAAGCAAAUACCAUUAUUCAUAGUAACAACUUACACAUAAUUUAAUUAAAUAGUAGUUCCUCACAAGUUUGUUAGUGAAAAAGUACUUCAAUAAAGUACUUUGUAUACUUUCGUAUUGAUUUGAUGAAGCGGUGAUGUGAAGCUUCACUUUUGGACAUAGGGUUCACUUUCUUGUUGUACGCUCAGACAGAAAUGCUGACAGCGUUGGUGCCGGAUAGACCCCAAACCACAAACUGGGGGUAGUCGCUGCUUAUGUUCCACUAAGUUUCUUAAACAAACAUUCCAUCUACCUGCAUCUUCCAGCCGAUAACCUUCCUCAAGAUUUCGGCUAUCAAAUGCAAAAAAUAUUUUCGAAGUCCAACUUAGUUCCAGUGAUUAGCCCAUUCUAACUAAAAUAAAAACUCUUCAUCUUAAUUAUUAUAGGUGUUCAAGAAAAUGAAAUAAGCUGUAAAAUUCCUGCUAUAUUGAUAGGCAAUAUUGAGUGCAAUCUUGAUAUUUGAAUAUUGGUUUCUAACCGCAUAAAAUAUGUAUUACUGAGAGAAAAAUUAAAUUUUGCUGAGAGACAGAUAA
Messenger RNA from Pararge aegeria (speckled wood butterfly), 2376 nucleotides. It is a transcript of the gene ldbr, whose product is annotated as lariat debranching enzyme. Gene Ontology annotation, cellular component: nucleus. The record is from RefSeq and is a predicted model, not a curated record. Bases 69 to 1571 code for a protein of 500 amino acids. The transcript has 6 exons. Gene Ontology annotation, molecular function: RNA lariat debranching enzyme activity. NCBI's taxonomy places the organism in Eukaryota, Metazoa, Arthropoda, Insecta, Lepidoptera, Nymphalidae. Gene Ontology annotation, biological process: mRNA splicing, via spliceosome.